Messenger RNA from Varroa destructor (honeybee mite), 1516 nucleotides. RefSeq names its product leukocyte surface antigen CD53-like. The record is from RefSeq and is a predicted model, not a curated record. NCBI's taxonomy places the organism in Eukaryota, Metazoa, Arthropoda, Arachnida, Mesostigmata, Varroidae.
UACUAGAAACUCUGUUUUGGCAAAACAGCCGCGGCUAGCAGCUGCAACUCGUUUUCUUUGAAAAUCUGUUGUUUUUUAGAAUCGUAAUAUCGUCCGCAGGUGGAAACUCGUAUAGAUAGAAGGUGAACGUACGUGAUAUAUAUGUGAACUUCCGCAUUAAGGGCUAAGUUGGCGGAGUAGAUGUUUUCGAGGGUCGUCCUAGCCAGUGGCUGACACAUCAUGCCUAUCUAUCGUCGUUCUUGCUGUUAUUUACUACUAACUCCGAAGUUGCAAUUCCUGUCGCCAUUAUUCGUUCUCUCCCUUCCUACCACAUUUGAGAGUUGCGCUUAUUCGAAUCGCUAAAUUUCCUACUGCUGCUGCUACUGCUACUAAGGCUGAUGUCGUGCGAACACUUCUUCUCAAUGUUAGCAUGAGUGGAGCCACACCACUGGCCUUCUCGUGCCGCUAAAGAGAUCACCUUUUUCUCAUUUUGUUUUUAACUGGUGAGCACAUAACGGUUUAAUGGAAUCUUGAAACAGCCAUAUGGUGGGUUGUGGGCCCGUUAAGAGUUUCGCCCAGGAUUCAACAAUUGGCUACUUAUGUAAAAGAUAUUUCCGUUGUACCUUGCAUCCGUGUUGAUAAGUCAGUUUCUUUUGUGCGAUACGAUGCGCAGCUGUCGAUGGCUUGUACUUAUCGUCCAAGUAAGGAAAUGGCUUUCGGAAUUGAUAUGACGGGAAGUUGCGCAAGGUGUAUAAAGCUCGUGCUGAUAGCAUUCAACAUUAUAUUUGGAACCCUUGGUGUAGUAAACGUAUAUUGGGGAAUACUUUUAUGGGACAAAACAGGUGGCCACAUAACAGGCGUUUAUGGUUUGCCAUUCUUCAAAUUUGUCGGUGGGUGUUCAGUCGUCUUCGGCGCCACACUCGGGCUCACUGGUGCCUGGAAAAGGAGCCCAUGGUUUCUCACGGCAUACGCCAUUACACUAGGUAUCUUAUUGUUCGUGGAAAUCUUCUCGAUUAUUCUCACGUUCAUCGCUCGAACGAUGGUAUCUACCAGGCAAAAACAGGCUUACGAGACCAUGCAGAAAUACUAUACAGACGAAUCGUCUAGAAACUGGUGGGAUGCACACCAGGAGCGUUUCCAGUGCUGCGGUAUUAACAGUGCCAAGGACUGGCAAUUCAUACAAGGUAGCCCAAACGAACCACCAUGGUCCUGUGGCGAGGCUCCAUUUAUUCGGCCAGGAUGUUGGGAAUUAAUAAAGAAGUACGCUGAAGAACGUUUUCUUUAUAGUGAGAUGAUAGAUGUAGCCGUCCUCCUUCUGGAUCUGCUAUGCAUAGUCUUCGCCAGCUGCCUCGCCAGCAAAUGUCGUGACGAAUGUGUUCACCAAGAGGACAAUAGCGGAACCGUAGAAGCUGGUACAAGUAGCUCGUCAACGUAGGCUUUGCACGUUUUUCACAUUCAUUGACUCAUAUUGAAGUAACAUGCCUGGUCCCAGCAACACGCUGUCGUAGUCGCUAGAUGUCGCUGAUGUUGUGUUUCU